This is a messenger RNA of Paramecium sonneborni, 734 nucleotides long. The record is from the annotation of a GenBank genome assembly. Lineage: Eukaryota; Ciliophora; Oligohymenophorea; Peniculida; Parameciidae.
AAUGGUGGAUAAGAUAUAAAUGAAAUAACUAUGGAUGAAUUUACAAAAGUUUAUAUUGGAUCCAGUUAUUUAUCGGCCAUUACUGUUUAUAUUUUUUUUUAUGGCUACUCCUUCUCCUGCAACCUCAAUGUUUUAUUUUUACAUAAAUCAACUAAAGUUAAAUGAUGAAUUUUUUAUAACAUUAAGGUAUACUUAUAGUUUUUGCACAAUAAUGGCAGUUACAAUAUAUUAUCUAUUUAGAAGAUAUCCAUUUGGACAAUUUUUAUCUGUAUCAAAUAUGUUAUAUUUCUUUGCAUCAUUUUUAUCAUUAUUAUUAGUUACAAGGAUAAAUAUCGAAUACAAUAUUCCAGAUUAUUAAUUUUGUAUGUGGGAUAAUAUUUUGAUGUAAACCUUAUAGGAAAUCAAUACUCUUCCAGUGCUUGUUUUGGGAGCAAAGAUGUGUCCAAAAUAUUUAGAAGGUAGAUUAAAUAAUUUAAAAUAUUUUAGGAACUGUAUAUAGUUUAUUAACAGGGACAAUGAAUUUAGGAAACACAAUAUCGAAAUAAAUAGGUAUAAUUUUGACUUUUUAUUUGGGAAUAACAAAUUAGAAUUUUACAUAUCUUUGGCUUUUGAUUUUAAUAUGUACAGUAGGAUCUUUAUUACCAAUGCCUUUUAUUGGAGCUGUGAAUGAAGAGGAAGUAGAUCAAAAGAAGAAAAGUUUAGCUAAAGAAGAUAUCCAUAUAAAAGUAGAAUGA